CUACCCGAAUAAGCUCCAGGGCUCCCGAGGCCCAAACCGCACCAGUUGGCUCUGAAAUCGAGGGCAUCAAGCCGCAAUGAUGGUCCUCUUGCCAGCUGUUGCCAGGAUUCGGAUUAUGGUCCGGAGGGUGCGUCAACGGCGUGUCCGCGUGUGCCGGCGUGAUGAGGCGUGUCAAAGAAAUGUGCCCGAUAGACAUGUGAACACAUACACAAACAUAUAGGCGUAGUAACAAUAGCCUUGGCGCUACUCUUUGCCCCUGUCCGCAAGGACAAAUGUGGCACUUGCUCCGAAGACUGCAUAGAUAGCGUUACUGAAAUGAAAACAGAAGCUAGGAACAUGGAGCUACCACCAGAGGCCCUUGGAGCCUCAAACACGGCUCGGGAGCUGGAGCGCAUCCGGCAGAAGAGGCGUCUGCUUCACGUCCAAGCGCGGGCGCAGGCAGCUGCAGCGGCGAGUGGAAGUGCACAUGCCGAGACACAGGCGAGCGCGAGCCCAACACCGGCAGAUGUGAACCCAGGCCAUCGCAAUGCACGCAUCAAGGCACAGGCACGAAAGCUGCUUGACCAGCUGCAAACCGAGGACGGCAGUUUGGCGGACGCGUCGCACAGCAUGAAGCUCAUGUUUGCGAAGCAGGCACUGCACGCGCUCGCGGAGCGGCAAGCGGCAGCGGCUGCGGAGGCCGAGCAGAAGAAGAUGGAGGCGUUGCUGGCGGCCGAGCAGCAGCGCCUGCAGCAGCACCUCAGCGCACAAGCGCAGAGACAGCAGCAGCAACAACAACAACAGCAGCAGCAUGCGCAGGUGCAGGCUCAGCAGCAGCUGCGGGGUGAAGGGGAGGGGCAGGAGCGGGGGCGGCGGAGCCGGUCGGAGAGCCGGCGGCGCUCCCCCUCGGGCGGACGCUACUCUUCAGAGGAGGCGGACAGCUACUCAGAUGACGACCGCCGCGGCGGCAGCGGCUCCUACCACUCCGCCAGUGACGCCGUGCACGAGCGCGACACGCGGCGGGGGCGUGGCUCCUCCUCCCGCCACCGCGACCCACCCGGCCCCUCCCACCACGCCCGCCACCACCAACACAACCACCCGCACCGGCACUACCACCAGCCCCAGUACGCGCAGCCGCACGGCGGCAUCUACAGGCGCUACGGGGCCGCCGCUGCAGCGGUGGGAGGCGGCGAUACGGCGCUGCCGCGUGGCGCGGUCACGGCGGAGGCCCUAUCGGCGCUGCUGGCAGCCAUGCAGUCCCACGGGCUCGACCUCACCACCAGCCCGCCGCCUCCUUCACAGCCGCCCCCGCCGGCCCCGGCCCCAAAGGCGGUGGUCGCCUCUGUGCAAACGGAGCCGGCGGCUGAGGAAGAGGAGGGCACGGCCGCCGGGUCCGGGGCGGCGCGGCGGCGCGGCAAGGCGGGGGCUGCGGGAGCCGCCAGAGACCGCGACCUUUCGGCGUCCGGCAGGAGGGGAGCGGGCAGCAGGGCCGUUGCAGAUGAGGAUGGAGACGAGGAGGGCGAGGUUGCAGCACCUGCCUCGCAACCGCAGCAGCAGCAGCAGCAAUACGUGCUACUGCCGGACGGGACGGUGGGGCUGCUGAACUCCAUCGUCAAGCCGGCGGUGCUACAGCCCAAGCCGCAGCAGCCAGCCAUGGCGAUGAUGCCGCCGGGCGGUGUGCCGCUGGGGCCCUACGGCGCUGCUUACCCGCACCCCGCCUACCACCCCGGCGCUCCUGAGCUCGGGUCCGGCCGGCCACCGCUGCCGCACGGCUCUCCCUACCUGUCACCCGGGGGCCACCCGCACCCACACCUCCCGUACGCGGGAUCGCCGUACUUCCCGUACGGCGCCUCGCCGUACGGCGUUCACCACACGCCACACAGCGGCGGCCCGCCCGCCUCGCCCUCGCCGGCGCCGCCGCACCCGUACGGCGCCCACGUGGCCGGCAUGUACCCCUCCUCCCCCACUGUGUCCGUCUCUACCGCGGCCGCAGUCGGCGGCGGCGGCGGCGGCGGCACCGGCUCGGCAGCCGCCGGCGGCAACACUGGCCACUCGCCCAUGCCGCCGCCUCCGUACCCGUCACCGUACCCGCCGCCGCACUCGCCGUACUUUGACCCGUACGGCUACCACCACCACCCCGCCUACCCGCCUGCGCCGCCGCCGCCAUCUCCCUACCACCCUUACCACCCAUACGACCCGUACGCAUCGCCUUGCGGCGCGCCGCCGCCGCCGCCGCCCUACUACCGCACGGGCUCUGCUGGCAGCAGACCGCCGAACCAGGGCUCCGGCUCAGGGGCGGCUGCAGAGCACGGCGGCUCCGGUUACGGUGGUGGUACAGGUGGUGGCGGCACCGGCGGCGGCAGUGGCGGGGGUGGUGGUGGUGGUGGCGGUGGUGGUGCCGGUCCCAACGACGCGGGCCAGGGAAACGCGCAGGGUGGUAGCGGCGGCGGGGGCGGCCGCUACCACCACAGCCGCAGCCCCAGCAGCGCCUCGCUGCAGCGCGCCGGCAGCAACAACAGCGGCGGCGGGCCGCUUGGAGCAGGCGGCGGCGGCGGCGGCAACGGAGGCGGGCCCGAGGGUGGAGGCGGCGGGGGCCGGGGCUCGGGCACGCCGUCUCUGAGCCAGGGGUAUCACUCGGAGGCGACACUGGGAAACAUGGCGUCGCCGCGCGAGAGCCUGCAGGGCCUGGACUCGCCCGCCUCCUUCCGCGACCUGGCCCGCGGCGCCUCCGCCUCCUCCAUGGCCAUGUCCCCCCUGGGCUCCGCCUCGGGCCGCUUCAACGGCUCGUACGCAGACUCCCCCACCGCCUCCAUCACCUCCGUCCGCGUGCCGCCCGCCGCCUCCGGCCCCAGCAACUCCGGCCCUGGGCCCGGCCGCUCCACCUUCCCUAGCGCCUCGGCGCCCGAGCCGCACCUGCGGGCUGCUGCGGCGGCGGCGGCGGGCGCGGGCGCGACGGCGGAGGCGUCAGAGGGGUCGAUUAGCUCGGAGGAGGGGUCGUUGCAGCUGCUGAGGGCGGCGCAAUCGCCGGUGGUUGGCUCCGGGGGCCGGCGGCGGCAUGACGGUGAUGCUGGCGGUGGUGCUGGCGGCGGUGGUGGUGGUGCUGGUGGCCAGGAGCAGCCUGACACGCCCUCCAGUCGCAAGCCCAGCAUUGUCAUCCCGCCCAGCAGCUACCAGGUGCCCCGCUCCGGUCCCCUAGGCGAGGCGGCAGCCAAGCUGCUCUCCCCCAAUUCUACCCUGUACGGCGGCGGCCCGCCAGUCACCACCUCUAGCCUCGUGGGGCGGUCCUCCCCCUCCCCAGCAACCACCGACACCGCCCCCGCCCCAUUCGGCGCCGGCGCCGUCACUGGCAGCACUUUCACGUCUGCCGUACCAACCUCCGGAACAACCGCCAGCAUCGUGUACGGAAGCAGCAUGACCAGCGCCCUGUACGGCACCGGCGGCGCCAUCUCGGCGCCUGGAUCCGGAGCCAGCAUGGGCCCAGGCCCGUCUGCCUUUGGCGGCGGCGGCAGUGGCGUGGGAUCGGCUCCGAUUACGGUGGGGAUGGGGUCGGGGACACUGGCAAUGGGGCUUCCGCGCACGGACAGUAUCAGUAGCAUGGGCAGUGGCGGCGCCUCGGGAGGCUACGCUGUUGGCGGCGGCGGCGGCGGAGGCGGCAGUGGAGGUGCGGCGCUGGCGCUGACGUCGGCGAUCCUGGAUGCGCCGGCGGGGCGGUCAGUUUCCAUGUCUGCAACCACGGCCGGGUACGGCGCGGCGUCCGUACAGGGUCUGAACCAGCUGGGCCUGGGCGGAGAGCUCAGCUCGACCGGCUCCGCGCCGCCGCCAGGCACUGGCGCCGGCCUGGGCGGCGGCGCCGGAGGCGGCGGCAGCUUCCGCUCCUCCGGCUUGGGCCCGAGCUUCAGCAGCCUGGGCGGCAGCGUGAGCGCCAGCGGCGGCGCGCCGCAGGGCUACCCCAGCCUCGGCAGCGCCUCCAGCGUCGGCUCCGCCAGCACCGGCGGCGGCGGCGGCGGCGGUACCGGCGGAGGCGGCGGUGGUACCGGCGGCGGUGGCGGCGCCGUUGCCGCCGGCUUUGGCUCCGUGGUGGGCAGCGGCAGCGUGACGGUGGGCGGCGGCGGCGGCGGCAGUGGCAGCUACGGCGGCGCGCCCAGCACUCGCUCCGGGCCGUCUGUGUCUCAGAGCGGCGGCAUUGGGCCGAGCCGGCUGAGCCACAUGUCCAAUGCCGAGGACGGGUACUCGCCGCGCACCCGCUCCAGGGUGCAGCUCAUGGGCAACGACGACCUACACGAGAUCCUGUCGCCGCGCUCCACCACCGGCUCGGGUCAGAACCUGCCCAGCCUCGCAGCCAUAGCCGCGCUGCCCUCUGCCGGCGGUGCCACCAGCAGCGGCGGCAAUGGCGGCGGAGGCGCGCUGGGCAACCCAGUUCCGGAGCUGGUGUUGCCACCGCACAUGGCGUCGGCAUCAGCGUCGGGCGGCCUGCAGGCGGCGGCACAAACGGUUUCCUCGCCCGGCGCGCUGGGCGGCCAUGGCACCGCCGCCGGGCCGGAGCUGGCGCAGCGGGACAGCGGCGCGGCGCCAGUGGGCGCACUAGCUGGCAUGGCAGGUGAUGCGCUGGCGGCGGCGCUGUCGCCUCAUAGCAGCCGCGCCGGCGGCGGCGGCGGCGCUGGCGGCGGCGGCGGCGGCGGGCUGCUCAGUCCAACCAGCCCUGGAGGCGAGGAGUUCAGCCUGAACGUACGUGACGCCGCCGCUGAAGCCCUGCGCUCGCCUUCGCCGGGCGCCGUGGCGGCCGCCGCUGCCGCAGGCGGCGGCGGCGGUGUUAGCGGCGCGCUCUUCAGCCCCGGCGGAGGCGCCGCCAGCAGCCCUGGCGACACCGCGCUUGCGCGCAUCGGCAGCGCCGGUACCACCGCCACGGUGCCGUCGGAGGCCGGCGCCUCGCCCUCCUCCUUCGGCGGCGGCGGCGGCCCUGGCGGCUACAGCAGCACUACUGUUUCGCCGUCGGGCGCAGCCGUUCUGAUGGCGGCGGCGAUGGGUCACAGCAGCACGCUCGAGUCCAGCUACGGCGACUCGUUCGUACGCAUCGGCAGCAUGCCGCAUGGAGUGGGCGCAGGCAUGUCCGUUUCCGGCCCCAACAUGACGGGCAUGGGCUCAGGCAUGGGCUCUGGCAUGGGCUCGGGUCUGGGCAUUCUUGGCCUGGGCUCGGGCGGGUUCAGCGGCAUGGGCGGUGCCGGCGGUGGCGGCGGUGGCAUGGGCAUGGGCGGCAUGGUCGUUCCGGGGCCUAUCGGUGUGGGCGGUCCGGGGUCGGCCGGUAUGGGCGCCAGCCCCUUUGCUGGUGCUGGCGUUGGCGCCGGCGCCUUUGCUGGCGCCGGCGCUGGAGGACACCCGGCGGCACAAGCGCAGCAGUACCCCACAGGCGGCUUGCACGGACCCGUGGAUCCACUGGCGUCGCCGCCAAAGUCGCCGGCGUCUGCGGCGCGCUCGCCCAAGGGAGGUGGCGGCGGUAGCAGCGGCGGCGGCGCGUUCGGCGGCGGCCCCAGCGGCGCCACCAGCAGCGCCCCGUCAAUGUCAGGACCGUCGUCCACCUCGGGUCGGGUGGGUCCGGGUGCUGGCGGCGGCGGCGGCGGUGGUGGUGGUGGUGGCGGCGCCGCCGCGCCGCUGAUGCAGGCCGGCGCGCUGGCGCUGCGCAUGGGCGGCGGUAGCAGCUCCGGCAAGGCUCCCGGCAGCGGCGGCGGCGGUGCGGGUGACGGCAGCGGCUAUGGCAGUGAGGUGCCGUCGCCUCUGGGCAAGGCCGCCAGCACCCGCAGCGCCGCCAGCAGUAGCUCCUUCGCCAGCACGGUUGGGCCGGGCAUGGGCCUGGGCGGCGGCGGCAUAGGCAUGGGCACUGGUGCGGGUGCGGGUGCGAGUGGCGGCGUCAAGAUGGUGGGCAACAGCAAGAGCGCGCGCUUCCCCUCCGCGGCGGGUGCGCCGUUGGCGCCGCUGCCGUCGGCGAAGCGCAGCAGCGCCACCGGCGGCGCCGGCGGCGCGGCGGCGGGCGUGCGCGCGGCGCUGAUUGCCAACAAGGCGCUCAACCGUGGCGGAGAGUUUGACUCGGAUGACGAUGACGAGGAGGGCGGCGACGGCCUCGGCGCUACCGGCUUCGGAAGCAGCCUGUCGGGUCUGGGGCUUGGCGGCGGCGGCGGUACCGGCCCCAGCACCGGCGGCGGCUAUGGGCGGGUGUCGGGGGGGAGUUUGUUGGGUAUGGGGGGUGCGGGCGGCGCCAGUGGCGUGCUGACGGGCGGGCCGUCGCGCUCCAGCGUGGGCGGCACGGGGCUGGGCAGCCUUACUGGCUCGGCGCGUGCGUCGCCGCCGGCGGUCAGCGCACAGGCCAGCCGUACAUCUUUGGCGAUCGGCAACGCCGCGGAUGACGAUGAGUUCAACUUUUAAGGGCUAAGGGACUGGCGAUACUGCUCUGACUUUGGUGAUGUUGUGGACGGCUGCGCUGCCGUAUGCUGCGUGAAGCUCUGGGAGAAGGCAGUCGGCAAAAGAGACGGGCUAUAGCACGGCGUCGGGCGUGGUGGUUUGGUGAGGGAUGCACGUAUUGCAUGGCGAUUAUACGGAGACACAACCAUGGAAAAGAAACUGCGGUAAGGCGAACUGUGUCUGUCGGGGUGGGGGGGGAUGAGUGAGGUCUGAGCGGCUGGCUGUCGCGGUGGCCCCGUCGGCGGAGGCGUGGCCUUAGUAGGCCGAGUCCUUUUCAGUUUGUAAAGUUCUUCAUCU
Molecule: messenger RNA, 6726 nt
Organism: Chlamydomonas reinhardtii
Lineage: Eukaryota; Viridiplantae; Chlorophyta; Chlorophyceae; Chlamydomonadales; Chlamydomonadaceae
Exons: 8
Coding region: 619-6393 (1924 amino acids)
Source: RefSeq, a predicted model, not a curated record